AUCCAAUCCAUACUUACUCUGUGCAAUUCCAAAAUUACGAAUAAACAAAAGAGUAUUUAAUUUUAUCAGAUUUUGCUAUAUUACCUCCUUGCAUGCGAUUUAUAGUAAUCGAUAUAGUUGUUAAAUCAGUUCUGGGGAGUAUAAAUAGAGUUGGUCACCCGCUAUUCGAUAUCAGUCUCAGUUUUGAACUCGAGAGGAUAACACAGGCACACAAUGUUCGCCAAAUUGCUAGUCGUCUGCGCCCUGGCCGCGGUAGCGUUGUGCCGCGAGUACCCGGCCGGAGUACACCCGGCAGUCUGCCCCAACUACCCGUUCUGCGACUCAGGCGCCCUGGCCCGCCAUACCCCCGACGGCCAGCCCAUCCCUGAAUGGGUGUACAACCCCAGUGUACUACCCGUCGCGCCUGUCGACCCUGCUCACAACGCCGCUCCUAGGUACCCAGCCGACUUCCCUGCUGCUCUUUGCCCCAACUACCCAUACUGUUGGUGAAGAAAAGCAACCACAGCACUCCCAAACGGACUUAGUUCUAAGAUACAUUCGCUAAACGCGAGAUUUUUCGCGCCUUUUCGGUUUUGAAAAGUCUUCUUGACGUUUUCUUUUUUUCCAAAGAUGAAUAAGCGCAGAAGCGCAUUGAUUUCUGUACAUUAUUUAGCAAAAAUCUAGUGUUUUAGCCAAAUGUUCUCUCCACUGCCAUAAAACUAGACAAUUUGUUAAUAUAAAAAAUGUAAAUACAUUUAAUGAUGUAGGCGUUCGCAUUUCAAAUGUAAAAACAUGUAAAUACAUACGAUACAUUUUGGAUUUCUUGUGUUUUAUUACUUUUAGUUUAUUGACACUAAUAUUAUACUGGAUGCAGGAGGGUACCUAUGUACAAACAAAACUAUCAAAACUCGUACUAAGGAUACUGUUUUAUUUCAAUGAAAAACGAAUUUUCCAUUUAAUUACUCAUGUUUAUUUUUCAUUAUGAAAAUUCCUUCGUCUGAAAACAGUUUAAAUUCUCCUAGCCUAUUCUAAUUCACAAAACUUUCGAACGGAAAGUUGAAUUUGACAGAUAAUUGUACGCAAUUUUAACCUCAAUUUGACGAAAUCAAAAGUGUUACCCAUCAUUUUCAUCUUGGGAUUUUUGUUUAAAUUAAGCCUAAAAUGGCUGCUAGAGUAUUUAUUUAUUAUUAAGGUUGCUUAGCGUGAGGAACAUUUUUCAGCAUGUAAAAUGAACAAAUAAACAAAAUUUUAUUAAUUAAUAUAUUUCAAAAACUUCAAAGUGUUAAACGAUAAAUUUUGGUUGACAUACAAUUAAAUAAUAAGUCUAUGCAUACAAUCGAUUGCAUCAACUCUACAAAUAAGUCGGCUAACACUGUCAAAGAAUGUUCUUUCAAUCCCAUCAAAAAUUUUGUCGCAUCUUUUUUUUAUUUAUAGUAUUACAAUAUAUAGAAACUUAAAUAACAACAACUUAAAAACUACCUAAUGUAUAAAAUUUAAAUACAACUUAUGAAUAAUAUCUAAAUUUACAAAAUGAAAAAUAAGUCACCCCCAGCGUCGCCGUCAGGAAUGGUGCCCAAUAGGCUGGCAGCAUUGCCACGUUGAUAAGCAUGGCUGAUCCGUUGACCAAGAUAGCUGCCAGCCUUUUGGUCACCAGUCACUUCGGUGAGUCUCUUCGAUAAUUCCGUAAAUAAGGAACGAGCGAUUACACCCCAUGGGCCCAUAGUCUCAACACCAAACGGCACGAAUAUAUAUAUAGUUCUCAUUGAGAGCUAAACACUGCUCCCUGUAUGAAUAAAUAAAUAUUUCCAACACUCACACCAAUUAGCCUAGCC
Messenger RNA from Chilo suppressalis (striped riceborer), 1811 nucleotides. Lineage: Eukaryota; Metazoa; Arthropoda; Insecta; Lepidoptera; Crambidae. The record is from the annotation of a GenBank genome assembly.